Messenger RNA from Folsomia candida, 2736 nucleotides. Its product is annotated as glycoprotein 3-alpha-L-fucosyltransferase A. The coding region runs from base 1191 to 2588 and encodes 465 amino acids. Gene Ontology annotation, cellular component: membrane. The transcript has 5 exons. NCBI's taxonomy places the organism in Eukaryota, Metazoa, Arthropoda, Collembola, Entomobryomorpha, Isotomidae. Gene Ontology annotation, molecular function: alpha-(1->3)-fucosyltransferase activity. The record is from RefSeq and is a predicted model, not a curated record.
UUCAGUUUGUAUGCCAGUUUUCCUCUGCAAACUUUCUUCAACAGCAUUACGAAUAAACACUGUUUACACAAAAUAAUUAACAACUACAAUAUAAUUGCGUUAGUUAUCCAUUUGUCUAGUUGUAGAAAUAUAAUACGAUACAAGUAAAACAUAUAAACAGGUGUUCUGUGGUAAAUUUAAUUAUUAUGGACCAACAUCCACAUAAGCAUAGAGGCGCAAAAGGCACAAGUCGUGGGUUAGAAUUAUAGGAAAUAUUAAAUAAAAUAAAUUCCAUUCCACAAGUCCUUUUUUUCUCGGGGGUUGUAUUUAUUUUAAGUGUGAAAAAUUAGUACAAGUUGGGAUACAAUUAUGAUAUAUAUGAUUUAGAUAACGAACAAAUCACGUGAGUCUUCCUCUCACACAGUAUUGUGAUGCGUUUAUUUUCGAGCAUUUCUGUCGGAUUUGUGAUACAACGACAUAAAUUGAUUCAUAACCCAUCAAGUUGAUUACUAGAAGAAGGUCUCUUUAAUAAAGACAAAAGGGGGAUCGAUAACCCUGCGUUCUGCAGUUUUCAUCAAAUUAAGUAAGAUCAGAGAAAAUGGCUUUCACAUUUCAGCCCACGUGUUUUAGCAUGUUCAUUGUUUUCCCCUGAGUUCACUUUGACAGAGAGAAAGCAAGACACUUGCUGUCUGUGCGUUAGUAUAACCUAUUGUGAACUGCUAGUUUGUGGUACGGCGCACCAAUGGUGCGAAAAAAAACCCGUACCACACCAUGGUCCGGAACGGGUUCGGUGCGACCGUACUGCUGAAAAAUGUUGGUCCGGUUGAAGAUUUUUUUGGAGCGGUACGGGUCGCUCUAUUAAAAUUUUUGUUGCGGUACGGGUGCGGAGCGGGUUUUUCCCAAAUUAUUUUGGCGUGGUACGUGUGCGGUUGGGGGAGUUUGAGAUUUUUUUUGGUGCGGUGCGGGAACGGUACGGUACCAUUCAGAAAUCUGCGGUGGUACGGUAACACAAACUAGCAAGUGUGGUUGUGAGUGUGUGUUGGUGCUAAGUAUUACAGUUUUAGCUUGAAUUUUUCGACACUCUUCUGCAGAAACUAGGGGUAUUCACAGUAACCGAUUAUUGCGAUUAUAAUCACCCAAAAAUUCUCUCUGCGAAAAAAUAAACCAAUAAUAAUGCUACUUAAUUCCCUGCGAUCAGUGCAUGACAGUGAAUGACUUGUUGUAUUAUGGGUUCUCACCGUGUGUUCACGAGAAAAAGUCGCGUAGUUCUCGCGAUCGUUCUCGUUUUCAUCCUGAUUUCAUUCCUUGGCCUACAUAACGAGCAACUUAUUUCCUUCGACUCAACAAAGAAAUCCUGGAUGGAAAAGUAUGGGUCUUUGUAUCCUGAGCAUAUCAACGACGUCUUACGAAUACUUGACAUCACACCAAACUUGUGGGGAUAUCGGGGGCAGAAAAAUCUCCGAAACGAGACAAUUUCUUCGAGGAUUCAUGCUCAGAUUGAGUGGAUAAAACAACUUGCGGGAACCCAGUUCAUUAAAAAUGUCAAGAGAAAGAAGAUUUUGGUGUACCUAGAACCCAACCCAGGUGACCAAUACUUUUUUACAGGAAAUAAAUUAAAAUGUCCAUACGCUCCGGAGUUUGAGGACAAAUGUGAUCUAGUCCUGGAGAACAUGGGCUGGAGACACCUGCUUAAGAAUCACCCUUCAAAAAGUCAUUACAGGAAAUUAGGAAUUGACGCCGUGAUUGGGAUCAGAAAUGGAUACUGGGGUCAAGAUACAGAAUUCUGGAAUUCAGAGCCAACGUUUCCACCGAAUGUGCAACAAAUAUUCUACGUUUUCGAAAGCCCUUGCCACACAGCGUCUGCCCAAUUGGGAAUAAAUAAUGCUUUGUUAGCAUCUUAUUGGAGGGGUGCAGAUAUCCCAAUUCCUUAUCGACAUUUCACCAAGGAUGCUACCUAUCAUUACAACAACAAUGGGGAAUCCAUAGAAGACAUCAAUCAUGAGGAUGUUCGAAAGUUAGCCGUGGCUCUGAUUUCAAAUUGCGUUUCUGUAAAAAAUGACAGAAUGGGGUACAUCCAGCAGCUCAGAAAGUAUAUCCCCGUAGAUGUUUUUGGACAAUGUAGAAGCACACACCAAAAUACUUGUCCCCCCGGACGAGACUGCUUGGAAUAUCUCGGCUCACAGUACAAAUUUUAUCUUGCCUUUGAAAACUGCAACUGCGAAGACUACAUUACGGAGAAACUUUUUGUGAAUGGGCUGCAGUACAAAAUGGUGCCCGUCGUAAUGGGAGCGGCUCCUGAAAAUUAUAAGAGUGUUGCACCCCCACACUCGUUUAUCCAUGUGAACGACUUCGCCUCCCCACAACAGUUGGCAAACUAUUUGAAGCUGUUGGAUAAAAAUGAAACUCUAUUCGCAAAAUAUGGAGAGUGGAGACAGUCGCAAACCCGAUGGCAUCUGACAACUGCGUUGGGCGCUGAUUUUUUCUGUAGGGCAUGUGCCCUUUUCUACUACGGCGACUUCAGACCACCCCCAUCAUACCCAAGUUCAUCUACAAGAUGGGCCGAUCUAAACAAGUGUUUGCCCAAAAAUAUAUGGAGGUGGCCAGACUAGAAUUAUUUAAUACGUGAAACCGGUGGACUGAAUUAAGGAGUGAAUAGGGUUUUGAUAUAAUUGCGAUCUGAUAUAUGCAUAUUUGUAGUACAGAUUCUGUAUAUAUAAUUUACACGAUUAGGAAUAAUAAAGACGAAAUUGAUUGCAA